AGCGAAGUCAAUGCGGUAGAAGGCGACAUCAGUUUUCAUAACCGACAAAGUCCUCGGUCAAAAUUGAAAGUAAUUUAGUCGAAUUCUAACCGUACCGUUUGCUCAGUACUCAACUUGACUGCAUCCGACGCGUAUCUGUGUUCUUGAAAAUCGACCUAAGCAAUGAACCUGCGAAUGCGAGUAGUAAUUAUUAGUGCUCUGAUAUCGAAUAUCGCUGCCUGGGAAUGUUCCAAACCAGGAAGAUUUCGAGCUCCAGAGGAAGAGGACGAUAGCUGUGAAUUGUACGUGACAUGUAUACCGAACCCGGAUAGUACUUUCGAGAUGAGAAAUGACCAAUGCAGCUCUGGAAGCUUGUUUAGUGCCAAGUAUCAACGUUGUAUAGUUGGUGACGCCUGUGAUAGUUUGGAAGAUUUUUACUCCAUCGAGUAUGAGUGCAAAGAAUGUGGCAAAUAUGUUAAUAUUAAAUCGCAGGAUUGCCGUCAAUUCGUGAAUUGUUUGAAAACUAAGGACCCUGGAGUGUACGUUCCUAUCAAGCAAAAUUGUCCAAAAGAGCAAGUUUUUUCUGCCAAAACAUUGUCCUGUGUGGAUGAAUCUGAAUAUCAGUGUCCGCCUAUAGUCCUGAAAUUCCUAUCCGACUUCGUGUGCCUAGACGUCGGUAGAUAUCCCGAUGAAUCCGUACCGAAUUGUCAUGGUUACCGACUUUGCUCCAAGUUACGGAAUGGAACACUGGUAUCAAAGAAUUUUCUUUGUGAAAAUAAUACUAUUUUCUCGGAAACUGAACGUUCAUGCGUACCGUCAGAUACCUACGAUUGCCCGGAUGAUGGGAACAACGACUUUAUCUGCCCUGGUGUUGGACGUUACCCAGAUAAAGUAUCCAAAACAUGCGAAACGUACCACAACUGUGUUCUAAAUUCUAAAGGAAUUUUAAGAUCUUCCGUAUCCACAUGCCCAAGAGGAACAAUUUUCUCCGCCAUAACAUCGAAAUGUGUUUCGUCGUCGGAGUACGUAUGCCCAACUCAACUAGCUGAAAUGGAACUAUUCGCACAGAAUACCGGUAAUGAGCUCAUCUCCAUCGCAAAUGCAGUUGCAAGUGAGGAGGAGGUAGCUGUUUGCACAAAGUCCGGGCGAUUUGCCAAUGAAGAUGAUGAGCUUUGCGAGACAUACUAUCUCUGUUCACGAGAUCCGCAAGGUAAUUGGUUCAAGGUCAUUGUGCGAUGUCCGCCUGGUUCGCUAUUUUCUUCUGAACGAAAACGAUGUGUUGGUAGCGAAGAAUUCACAUGUCCAGUAGCAACAACGGAACCCUCGCCAACUACAACCACUGAUAUUAGUCGCAUUGAAUGUGUCGGAGCUGGUCGCGUCCCAAACACCGAAGACGUUACCUGCAGAACAUAUUUUUUAUGCUCAUUAAACUCGGAUAAUGCACUUAUAAGAGCUCAAUUCAGUUGUCCGCAAGAUUCGGUGUUUUCUGCGCAAUUGAAUAAAUGCGUAAAAGGCGAUGGAAUUCCUCAUUGUAGUAAAACAACCAUUACAACGUUACCGGACAAUUCUGACGAAUCAGGUGAUGGUUUGGAUACAACGACGAACGUUCAGGUGAUAUCAGAGACAACUCACACAUUUGGGGGAACGUCAGUCAGUGAAUCAUUGGCCUUGUCUUCCAAUAGUGAACCCAUCAAUUCAACUACAACUCAAGCAACAACCUACGAAUAUCCCUGCACCGCGACCGGACGAUUCGCAGACAUAAACUCAGUGAACUGUCGAUCGUAUUUCCUCUGUACGGAUGACAAAUCAGGUGGUAUCGUUUCAGUCCAUCUCAACUGUCCCAGCGGAAUGGUUUUCUCGCGGAACGAAAAUAAAUGCGUUGUUUCCACUAAAUAUCUAUGUUAGAUUGGCUCUGCCAUCUGAAAAGAAGUGUAUGUUUUAAAAAGCCUGAUCCCAAAUAAAUGUUUAGAAAAAAGGUAAUGUUUGCAUGAUGCUGCAAUUCGAGUAAGUUGGGCUAGCUCUUAACUUGUACGCAAUAAGUAAUUGUAAAUUAAAGCUUAAACUCAUGACGAAAUAAAACCCACGCUGCGGCAUGCAAACGGUGAAAGUUGUGGUUUUUUUUU
Molecule: messenger RNA, 2102 nt
Organism: Topomyia yanbarensis
Lineage: Eukaryota; Metazoa; Arthropoda; Insecta; Diptera; Culicidae
Exons: 1
Coding region: 163-1884 (573 amino acids)
Cellular component (GO): extracellular region
Molecular function (GO): chitin binding
Source: RefSeq, a predicted model, not a curated record